AUUAUUUAAUAUUAGUUGUUCUUCUUUCUCCAACCUCUUCUUCUUUGAGCUCUCUGAUUCAAAAAUAUUUGUAUUUCUAUAUUUUCUUCUUUGUUCAUACAAACAUGCUUCGUUUCUGCUCUCUUCAACCAUUUCAUGCUAUUCAGAGGAGUAAAGUAGCUGGCUUUCGAUCAUUACAUACAGUGAAAAUGAAUUUAAGAGGAAACCAUAGUUUGGAAAAUCAACACCCAAUUAUGUACCAGAAUAUCAUCGUGAUGAGGCAUGGUGAACGUAUGGAUAACUUUGUACCCUCAUGGACAUCCACGGCAGCACGGCCGUGGGAUCCUCCGUUGACCCAACCGGGCCAGGUUCGAGCAUUUCAAAUAGGACAAAGUAUCCGACAAAGUCUUGGUCUUCCGAUACAUCGACUCAUUGUCUCUCCAUUUCUUCGCUGCAUCCAGACUGCUGCCGAACUUGUUAUUGCUCUCUCUGCCGUUAACGAUGUUCGUGAAAGUGACAUUAGUGACAAUAUUCUCAUUGAUCCUUUAAAAGUAAAGGUCUCUCUUGAGUAUGGAUUAUGUGAAAUGAUAAACAGCAUAGCUAUACGUCUCAAUGUUGCUCCUAAAGAUGGAAAUUUGAGUUUUGAUAUAUCAGAACUUGCAGCCAUGCUCCCAGCUGGGACAGUGGAUAAUAAUGUAGAAAUGGUCUAUAAAGAGCUACCUAAGUGGGAAGAAUCAGUUUUGCAAGCUAGGGCAAGAUAUCAACAAACAAUUAACAACCUUGCAGAUAAAUAUCCUACUCAGAACUUGUUGUUUGUUACACAUGGUGAAGGAAUUGAAGUGGCUCUUUCUUCAUUCAAAAAAGAUGUUGUGGUAGAUAAAGUGCAAUAUUGUGGUUAUGUACAACUUAAACGUCCUAUUUUUGAAAGAGAUCACUCCCUUAUUGGUGGAAAGUUUAAUGUACUAACUCAUAGUGGUCAAAGUGGGGUGACCUAUGUUUCCUCAUAAAGCUUCUCAGUAAAGAUAUCAAGCAAAGUUCAAAACCAUAUCAAGUUUAUAAUCUUUUAUUUUAUUGUGUAAUUAAAUUAGAUGGAAUGUGGAAACAAAGUGGGGGAUUCAAUUGUAAGGAUGGUUUUUAAUCAUAUUUUGUAUAAAAAAUAUUUUAUCGCUUUGGCAAACCAUCGAUAGGGGUGGAUAUGAUUCAGUUCGGGAUGAAAAACUGAACCGAACUGAACUGUUUGCUAAAUUUAAAAUAACUGAACAGAACUGUUUGCAUUUUGAA
This is a messenger RNA of Medicago truncatula (barrel medic), 1260 nucleotides long. RefSeq lists its product as uncharacterized. Gene Ontology annotation, molecular function: catalytic activity. The record is from RefSeq and is a predicted model, not a curated record. NCBI's taxonomy places the organism in Eukaryota, Viridiplantae, Streptophyta, Magnoliopsida, Fabales, Fabaceae. The coding region runs from base 105 to 986 and encodes 293 amino acids. The transcript has 5 exons.